AUGGAGUCACAGCUCUUCCCCAUAUUUUGCCAAAUCGAGAUCAUGCAGUUCCAUGAAGAUCUACGGGCACUACAUGAUGAGCUAGCAGCCCCAGAUAUUGACACCAUGGUCAUAUCCAUCCCUGCCCCAUCUCACCAGGUGGAGGGUCUACAGCGAGAGACGACUCCUCCCUCGACAGUCCGUAUUAACAAGAGACGCCGUGCUCACUCUCUCAGAUCAACAAACUUUCGUGGAGAGUUCCGGUCUCACGAAUAUGCUCUUCAAACCGGCCCUCACAGAGCCCAGCGACCCUACAAAAAACGCCUCACGAGUCGCGGCGACAUCUGGUCUGAACCCGAUGGGGGCUCUUCACAACACAUCCGUCCCCCAAAGAACCUCAAUCACUCCGCUGGGCCCCGCCUGCCCACCUGUGCCCAGUGUGGCCGCCUCCAGAUCAAUCGGGAUGCGGCCAUUUGGAACGUGCUCUCCUACAAGAGUCUAUACGACAAGUACGAACCUGAGUAA
Molecule: messenger RNA, 504 nt
Organism: Sordaria macrospora k-hell
Lineage: Eukaryota; Fungi; Ascomycota; Sordariomycetes; Sordariales; Sordariaceae
Source: RefSeq, a predicted model, not a curated record